UGCUGUCAAAACGAAAUUAGUAAACAUACCACUUUGUUUUUUUUCAUGCUGGUGAUUGUUUUGUGUUUAUUUUAUUUAAUUUUCCCUAAAUAACAAUAAUAUUCUCUACAUUUUUGAAAUGGAAACUUGGAAAUUGGCCAUUGUUGCCUUAAUAGCCAUAUAUUAUUGCUCACAAGUGAAUUUCGUUACUGGCUUGGAAUGCUAUGUGUGCUCCAAUCAAACGGGUAAUGUGGAAAAAUGCCUAAACACCAUUAAGACCUGUGAACCUGGUGAAGAUGUUUGUGGCACCGAAAUUCGUUGGGGCAGUCAGCCCUAUUUCUCUCAAGGUGCUUUGAAGCAAUACUAUGUCUCGAAACGUUGUAUGACCAAACAACGUUGUCAGGCCCAACGUAAGCGUCACAUGCCCUAUUGCACUCACAUUUGGUAUGAGGAUUGGUCAUGUCAUGAAUGCUGCCGUGGUGAUAGGUGUAAUUAUUUUGUCAUUAGUGGCUCUUCCAAGAACUUCAACUGCUAUAGCUCAAUUCUAACUGCAGCAAUGAGCGCAUUUAUAAUGGUAUGGUUAAGAAAACAAUUUGUUUAACCACAAGACGUUUCAAGUAUUCACCACAAUAGAAGCCAGCAUAUCAUAGCAGCUAAAUAGUAUAUACACCUACCACAUGUAUGUUAAUGUACAUAAGUUUUUACAAAAGUUUUAAAACAUCCGUCCAGAAAGUGCUCUUAUAUUUAAAUGCCUAGAAAGAGAAACAGAAGAAUCUUUAAAAACAAAACAACUCGAAUAUUUUUAAUAAUGUCACCAGCUAUUGGUUUAGAAUUAAGUUAAGAAAA
Stomoxys calcitrans (stable fly) is the source of this 825-nucleotide messenger RNA. RefSeq lists its product as uncharacterized. The transcript has 3 exons. The coding region runs from base 119 to 580 and encodes 153 amino acids. The record is from RefSeq and is a predicted model, not a curated record. NCBI's taxonomy places the organism in Eukaryota, Metazoa, Arthropoda, Insecta, Diptera, Muscidae.